Molecule: messenger RNA, 2256 nt
Organism: Coffea eugenioides
Lineage: Eukaryota; Viridiplantae; Streptophyta; Magnoliopsida; Gentianales; Rubiaceae
Product: protein NUCLEAR FUSION DEFECTIVE 4
Cellular component (GO): membrane
Source: RefSeq, a predicted model, not a curated record
CGAAGCAUCAAAUCCCUUCUUGAAUACCUCCAAAGAAGCAUUAAAUCCCCUAUUGAAAGUGGUGCUCACAACCAACCAACCAACAGAUAUUCCCCAACAACAUUAACAGAGACCCAAAGGGAUUCUAGGUUGACUUGGACAGAAAAGUAUUAGUAGUAGUAAGAAUUAUGGUUGUUUCUUUCAAAGAAAGGCUUGGUUUGUUCGUCAAUAAUAGAUGGCUGGUAUUUGUGGCUGCAAUGUGGAUUCAAUCCUGUGCUGGAAUUGGGUAUCUGUUCGGAAGCAUAUCACCCACCAUAAAGACCUCUUUAAACUACAACCAGAGGCAGAUUGCCAGGCUCGGGGUGGCCAAGGACCUCGGCGAUAGUGUUGGAUUCUUGGCUGGGAGUUUGUGUGAGAUAUUGCCUCUAUGGGGGGCCCUUCUUGUUGGUGCUGUUCAGAAUUUUGUUGGAUACGGUUGGGUUUGGCUCAUCAUUACCGGUCGAGUUCCUGUGCUCCCGCUGUGGGCUAUGUGCAUACUGAUAUUCAUCGGCACAAAUGGUGAGACCUACUUUAAUACUGCAGCUCUAGUAUCAUGUGUGCAAAACUUCCCAAAAAGUCGUGGUCCUGUAGUUGGUAUCCUAAAAGGAUUUGCUGGUUUGGGUGGUGCUAUCUUAACUCAAAUAUAUGCUGUCAUCCACUCCCCAGAUCAUGCUUCACUCGUGUUUAUGGUUGCAGUAGGACCAGCAAUGGUGAUUUUGGCUUUCAUGUUCAUUGUCAGGCCUGUUGGCGGUCACAAACAAAUCCGCUCAACUGAUGGAUUAUGCUUCUCCUUCAUCUAUAGCAUAUGCCUAAUUUUAGCUGCUUACUUGAUGGGGGUAAUGCUUGUUGAAGAUCUGAUUGAUCUGAGCCACACUGUUAUCACAAUCUUCACACUGAUUCUAUUUGUACUCCUCAUAGUUCCCGUUGCAAUCCCUGUCGUAUUGAGCUUUUGUGAAGAGCCAAGAGUUCCAGCAGAAGAUCCCCUUCUGCCAACUGAGCCAGAAAAACAAGAGCCUGGAAAAUCUGCUAAUGAUAAUCAUGAAAUCAUUUUUAGUGAAGUUGAAGAUGAAAAACCUAGGGAAGUAGAUAUGCUUCCAGCUUCAGAAAGGCAAAAGAGAAUUGCCCAGCUUCAAGCCAAGCUAGCCCAAGCAGCUGCAGAAGGAGCUGUAAGGGUUAAGAGGAGAAGGGGCCCACAUAGAGGGGAAGAUUUCACCUUGACCCAGGCCUUGAUAAAGGCUGAUUUUUGGCUUAUCUUUUUCUCCCUUCUCUUGGGUUCUGGAUCUGGUUUAACUGUGAUUGAUAAUCUGGGUCAGAUGAGCCAGUCUUUGGGGUAUGAUAACACGCAUGUAUUUGUUUCCAUGAUCAGCAUUUGGAACUUCCUUGGUCGCAUUGGUGGUGGUUACUUUUCUGAAAAGAUAGUCAGGGACUAUGCUUAUCCAAGGCCAGUCGCCAUGGCUGUUGCCCAAGUCAUAAUGGCAAUUGGACAUUUCAUCUUUGCUAUGGGUUGGCCUGGGGAUAUGUAUGUCGGAACUCUUUUGGUUGGGCUUGGCUAUGGAGCCCACUGGGCAAUUGUGCCGGCUGCUGCUUCAGAGUUGUUCGGCUUGAAAAAGUUUGGUGCUCUAUACAACUUUCUGACUCUUGCGAACCCUGCUGGGUCAUUGGUAUUCUCAGGCAUUAUUGCCAGCAGUAUAUAUGACACAGAGGCUGAGAAGCAAGCCCAGGAGCACCAUCAUGGUCCACAAGUUGCACGAUCAUUGUUAUCGACCGUUCUUUCUCUGGAUGAGCCUUUAAAAUGUGACGGUUCUAUUUGCUUCUUCCUUGACCUUCCCAUGAUUAUGUCUGGACUUUGUGUUAUUGCAGUUCUUCUGAGCAUGAUUCUCGUGUAUCGGACUAGGGUUGUCUAUGCUAAUUUGUAUGGAAAAUCCCGUACAUAACUUGCCAAUGAAGCAUGUGAACAGGAAGAGUCUCUGUACCCUAUGCAAGUUCGUAAAGCAUUUCACCUUCUCCAACUUGUAUUUCGAGAUGUAUUUGUGCAAGUAUUCCAGUGCACUCGUCCCAGACACAGCAAGCAAGAAAGUAGAUGCCUUAGUGUCAUUGUUAUGCUAUUGAGUAGCAUUGUGGUGGAGUUGGUUAUUCUUUUUCGAGUACCAGACAGUGCAGAUUUCUUCUUGUUUUUUCAGUGUGAUUUUCUUAGACUUAAAUUAGAUCAUGUCCAAAAUAUAUAUAUAUAAAGAGGGA